Molecule: messenger RNA, 249 nt
Organism: Funneliformis caledonium
Lineage: Eukaryota; Fungi; Glomeromycota; Glomeromycetes; Glomerales; Glomeraceae
Source: the annotation of a GenBank genome assembly
AUGACCAUUCGGCAAUAUCAGAGAGCAAUUUCUUCGGCCAUUAUUUCUUUAUUCGGGUCGGGGUUUUUGACCACGGAAUUUGAUGAUACCGCUACCAUCACACUCCGAGCAAUUGCUUUUAGUGAGGUAGCGAUUACCAUUAAUCGAGCAGUCAGCACAGUAAUCAUAAUUCUUAAAAGUGAGGAAGUUAUCUCCGCACCCUAUACAUUCUUUGGUUUUUCUUUUAGUCAUGGACUAGUCGUUAGUUUG